Molecule: messenger RNA, 1296 nt
Organism: Exserohilum turcica Et28A
Lineage: Eukaryota; Fungi; Ascomycota; Dothideomycetes; Pleosporales; Pleosporaceae
Exons: 1
Coding region: 1-876 (291 amino acids)
Cellular component (GO): nucleus; cytoplasm
Molecular function (GO): protein-folding chaperone binding; protein folding chaperone
Source: RefSeq, a predicted model, not a curated record
AUGGCCUACACGAAAGACUACUACCGCAUUCUCAGCCUCGACAGACCCAGCUGGCGCCCCGCAAAGCAAAGCACGACGACGGCCGACGUGCGACGAGCCUACAAAGCCGCGCUGCUCUCAGCACAUCCAGACAAGCAGCAGCAGCAGCAGCAGCGAUGCGGCGACGAUAAUAAUGGCAGGACCAAGAGCAAACCCCGAUACACGGUCGACGACAUUAAAGAAGCAUAUACGAUACUCGCCGACGCCAAGACACGCGCAGACUACGAUACUUGGUUCUUGCACAAUUACAAUGACAAUUACAAUGACAAUUACAAUCACAAUCACAAUCACAAUCACAAUCGCCGCCAGCGCCAUGGCGAUACUCUAGGGUGUUGCAGAAGAAAUAGUGGCGGCCAUGAAGAUGAUGACGAUGACGACGAUGCGCACACUUUGUCAAGCGACUUUAUCCUCGGUUUGGAAGUACUCGAUUUGAGCGAGUUUAGGGUUGUUGAGCAGGAUAGAGAGGUGAUGGAACAUGGUACGUCGAUAUCGUCAGCGUCAGCGUCUAGUUCCUCGGUGUCAGCAUCGGUAUCGGCGUCGAAUUCAGAUUCAGAUUCAGAGUCAGAGCCAGAGUCUUUGUCGUCGUUUUUUGCAUCGGAGAGAAGAGGAAAGCGAGAAAAAGAAGAGAAGCAGAAACAGCAGCAGCAGCAGACUCGCUGGACGCGCGAGUGUCGCUGCGGCACACACGCCGGAUUCAGUAUCCUGGAGCAACAACUGGAAGACGCGCUGCAGAGGGGUCGGAAUGAGGUCCUGGUCGGAUGUCAGGGGUGUAGUUUGUGGGUUCGCGUGGGGUUUGAGGUUGAGGAAGAUGUUGAGGAAGAUGAGGAAGAGGGGUGAAGGGAGAUAGUAGUGCUUCUUCUACUCCUAUUUCUACUAGUACCUCUCCUCUUGCCCCCGCCUACCUGCCCUCCUCCUCCUCGAAAGACAUUCAACUGGCGCUACCUAGCUAUACCACAGUUAGAGGCACUGUUGGAGGGUUUGCGGGGAUAUGAUGCCACUCUCUCCGUUUCUGGAUCAGAUGCCAGAAUCAUCGGGCUUUUCCUCUCCUACCACCAUUACGUCUACGUCUACGUCUAUCUCGACCCCGACUGUCAACAUGCAGAUCAAGCCGACCGACGCCCAUCUCAGGAGGAUUCCAGAAGAUUCAUUGCCCCCUUUGUACAUACAUACUUACAAGCACACGCAACGCAAAGCCGGUUGCCCGCUAUCCCAAGCACCGUAUGUGUGUGUUCCUUCCGGUCAGCAAGUCCAACAACA